ACCUAAGUUCUUGCAGUCCGAUGAUGUUGCAAUAAUUAGAAAGGUUGAAGGAAUCCACAAACCUGAUGGUCGCCAAGUUGAUGUUCAAAACUUAUUCACUAUUAUUACCAAGAUCUUGCUUCACGACAAUCCCAGUGGUGAUGGUGGUGUUACAAAUGGAACAUCUACAGGAAGUUCUGAAGUACCUGCUCAAAUUAUAAACAAGAUCUGUUGCGAGAUAUCAUGCAAUUGCUCCGGUCGGAAUAGUCAAGAAACAACUAUAAUGUUACUUGAAAAGUUUCUUUCAAACUAUUCGUGGGAUGCGAAGCUGGUGAUAAUGGUGGCCGCAUUUGCUGUCAACAAUGGAGAAUUUUAUCUGCUUACUGAGCUUUACACUAAAAAUCCAGUUUCUAAAAAUAUAGCUUUGCUCAAGCAACUGAAAGGCGUAGUGGAAGAUGCUGAAUUAUUGGAACAAUUUUCUGGAGCAAUUAUUGACCUUAACAAGGCUAUGGUUGCCUUAAUUCGAUCUGUUCUCCAGUUCAAUACUUUACCUUCUGAGUAUCAUGCAAGUAAUAAACCGCCAUUUUCAACUGUCAUAAUUCGAUCUGUUCUCCAGUUCAAUACUUUACCUUCUGAGUAUCAUGCAAGUAAUAAACCGCCAUUUUCAACUGUCAUAACUGAUAUUGUCCGAGCUGUUUAUUGGACAAUUUAUAGUGUUGUGACUAGUGCCUCUCAUAUUGUUGCCCUUAUUGGAUCGAAAAAUCAGCGCACCAUUGCUGCAACAAUGACAUGGGAACUGUCGGAACUGGCGACUAAAGUGAACAGUAUUCAGACAAUCCUUCAAAAGCAUUUUUCUCGUAUUAAACAAGAAAUUGGUGGAUACAAUGUCCUGGUCAACCUUUUUGAGACUGUCCAAGACAUUACGGCAAUAUUCCAGGCCUUCUUCCACGUGGAGGGUGGGAAGCUACCCCUUGUGGUGGGCACCACUAAGGAACAGGUGAAAAUUGAGGUAUUAAAGCAUACAAAGGUUUUGCUGCUCAUUUCUGGACUUGACAUAUGGCAAGUAGAGAUUAAAGCUCUUGCUAAAUUGUACGAACAUCUCAAAGCAAAGCACAAUAUUCAGUAUCAACUAGUUUGGAUUCCAAUCGUGGAGGGCAAUUUGGAUGAACACAAAUUUUUGUCUUUGCAAUCUCUGAUGUCAUGGUUUACUGUAAGACACCCUUCACUUAUCAAACCAGAGGUUAUCAGAUACAUCAAGGAAGUGUGGAAGUUCUCGAAACACGCAAUAUUGGUGCCGUUUGAUCAACAGGGACAUGCAGAAUCUGUUCAUACUCUUGGCCGU
This is a messenger RNA of Jatropha curcas, 1321 nucleotides long. RefSeq names its product protein SIEVE ELEMENT OCCLUSION B. Gene Ontology annotation, biological process: phloem development. The record is from RefSeq and is a predicted model, not a curated record. NCBI's taxonomy places the organism in Eukaryota, Viridiplantae, Streptophyta, Magnoliopsida, Malpighiales, Euphorbiaceae.